GUGGAUGUGCUUUGUGACAGCUCACUCAUAGGGGGAUUUAUUGAAGAAUCAAAUCGUCAAGAUGCCCUCAGGAAAGACUAUCAAACUCAUCCUUUAUGAGGUUCUGCAGUUCGCGUGUCUCUGCAUUCCUGUGUUUGUAGUUAUGGAGCGCUUUGCUUCUCUCAUUUGGUCUUUAAAGUCUAGUGCAACAGCCUACUGGCUAGUGGUGGCUGCCUCUGUGGCCUAUGUGGCGUCUGUUACCCUGUUUGUUUGGGUGCCUUUGAAGUACUUCACACUCAAGACACGCAGAUUCUCAGAAGUAACCAACUGGAGACCUGUUACUCUUGCACAUGUGAUGCUCAGCACCUUACCAUGCUUUGCUAUCAUCAUAGCCAGCUCAAAGGUUCAGGUUGAUGCUGGGGUUUAUUAUGACUGCUUCACUGAGCUCCCUGUCUCACUGGUCUUAUUUUCCCUCAUUUGUUUGGACAUAGUGGAGAGAAUUCGCCCUCUUCGUCUGACAGGACAGGCAAAUGGAUUAGAGUCAGACUUUGACAUGUCGGGCCCAGUGCUGACUCACUUGGAUCAGGUGACAUCAGUGUCUGCACAGCUUCAGGCUAAUGGAAGGGACAGUGACACAUCUCUGAGGUCACCGGUCAGGAAAGGGUCACUAUCGAGUCACUGGGGAGAUGCAGAAUUGCGCAGCACUUCUCGGAUCAGCAGCACAGCCUAUCUUUAUUCCUCCCACUCUCACUCUGGUCCUCUUCACUUUGUCUGGAUACGAGACCCUCGCCAUGACCUACUUGUGGCCAGCUUCAUGUUCUGGUUUGACACUGUGGAAAUGGUGAGGGUGACCGGGACUGUUUCCAUCUAUUACUCAGGGUGGGUCUUCCCCAUAUACAUACUGUCUUAUAUGUCCAUUCUGAGUGUGGUGAUAACCCCCGACAGUCCGUUGCUGGCAUCAUUAAGUGUUUUGUCCCAAGAUUUGCCAUUUCUUGUUGUGCGCAUUUGCCUGGUAGUGAAUUUCGGUUACAUUACUCCCCUGCUGUACAUACUAAAGAACUUUCUUAUGACUGUAUCAUUUGUGUACUUCAUUUUUAUGACUAAACUAAAGCUGCUAAACAGAGGAAGCAUGUUCUGAGGACAUUGUGGAUAAAAAUGUUUUCAGGGGUAUAAUUUUGAUAAUGUCCUGUAUUUUAAUCUGUAAAUAUGUUUUACUACCAGAAUGAAUAUGUGUAUUAGUUGAUUUAUAUUUUACAGAUGUAUCUGUUUGUUAUUGUCUCCAGGUUAAGGUUCUGUCAUUCUGUAAGUAUUUAUUGAAAAAAUAUAUUGGUAAAUGCUGUUUGUACUCAUACUGUAUUAUGACUUUAUUGCAUGUUUUAAGGCUUCUUUUUUAUAUAUUCUUAUACAUAUAAAUUCUGACUUAUAUGUAUUAUAUACUGUAUACUGUAUGUUUCAUACAUUCCCACUGAUUGAAAAACAAUAGUCACUGAAAUCAUUUAACAUAAAUUCAUCAUGCCAUGUUCACAACAAAUUUUUGGAAUAUAAGAUUUUAUUUUGAACAUCAGAUAUCAGCUUAUUGCAUAUGCACUUGUAAUUAUUAAAAUAUUUAUUGUUGGAUUUUAUUCCAGUAUGUGAGAGCAGCACAUACAAGGCUUAUAUUGACUAAUAAUGCUAAUUCUUCUGACCUGUCUCAUGAAAAACUGAUUGCUUUUUUCGUAAAAUGCUUGACCAUUAAUACUUUGAUUCUAUACCCAUAUCAUACUACAAAUAGAAGCUUUUGAAAAAUCCUCUUGCAUCUCAUAAAUGAAACCUCAUAUUCCUCAUAUAUUUUUUUUUCAGCUGUCCAUAAUACAUGGGCACACUUACAAUUUGUUCUUGUGAGACUGCUGUUGCCAGACACUCUUUGCCAUGUUGUGGAUUAAUAACCUCAGGGGGCUUUGACAGUCAGUGUGUGGUGUGACAGAGCUCAUUCAGAUACAGUUAUCUGAUAUACUGAUUUAGUCCUACAUUCACUCCUUAAACAGAUCCAGGGGGGA
Molecule: messenger RNA, 2015 nt
Organism: Xyrauchen texanus (razorback sucker)
Lineage: Eukaryota; Metazoa; Chordata; Actinopteri; Cypriniformes; Catostomidae
Product: transmembrane protein 236-like
Exons: 4
Coding region: 62-1117 (351 amino acids)
Source: RefSeq, a predicted model, not a curated record